Molecule: messenger RNA, 2214 nt
Organism: Cyanidioschyzon merolae strain 10D
Lineage: Eukaryota; Rhodophyta; Bangiophyceae; Cyanidiales; Cyanidiaceae
Product: threonine--tRNA ligase, cytoplasmic
Exons: 1
Coding region: 1-2214 (737 amino acids)
Biological process (GO): threonyl-tRNA aminoacylation
Cellular component (GO): cytoplasm; mitochondrion; chloroplast
Molecular function (GO): threonine-tRNA ligase activity; ATP binding
Source: RefSeq, a predicted model, not a curated record
AUGGAACACGAAGCGAACUUGAACGAUCUAUCACUCGACGACAGGGGCAAACGAGAGCGUCCAGCACCUGAAUCCGAAGCUCCACCCUACGUGAACCAUCGGAUCAGCUGCUGGGAACGUUUCCGCCAACACAAACAAGGCACACUGCUGGGAUCAAACGGCAGCAGCGACGAGAUUUUGAUCAAGCUACCCGAUGGCACGAGUACUCGAGGCAAACGGUACGAGACCAGUCCCUGGGAUGUGGCGCAGAGCCUGGGACGUGACCUUGCAGAGCGCUCGGUUGUGGCUCUGGUCGACGGGGAGCCCUGGGACAUGAACCGACCGCUAGAGGCUGACUGCAGCGUCGACUUUCGCUCGUUCGAUACUCCCGAGGGUCGAGCUGUGUUCUGGCAUUCGACAGCGCACAUGCUCGGAGAAGCGAUGGAGUACAAAUACCACGGUGAACUAUGCAUAGGGCCUCCUGUUGAAGACGGUUUCUACUACGACAUCUUUCUCGGUGAGCGAGCGAUCACUCCGGAGGACCUCGCCGACCUGGAGCGAAGGAUUCAGCGCAUCAUGAAAGACAAGGGGCGUACCUUUGAACGCAUGGAGCUCACCAAGAGUGAGGCGUUGGAAAUGUUCGGCUACAAUCGGUUCAAGUGCGAGCUCAUCGAAAAACUGGGCGAAGGGGAAACAAUCACUGCGUAUCGCGAUGGGCCUUUUAUCGAUCUAUGCCGAGGGCCGCACGUCCCAUCCUGCGGCCGUGUCAAGGCAGUGAAGCUCACCCGCCUCGGACAAGCGUACUGGCUGGGAAAGGCCCAAAACCCGUCGCUUCAACGAGUAUACGGUAUUUCUUUCCCCGACAAGCAGCAGCUGAAGGAAUGGGAGCGACGGAUAGAGGAGGCAGCCAAAAGAGACCACCGCAAAAUCGGACGCGAUCAGGAGCUGUUCUUUUUUCACCCGUACAGCCCCGGAAGCUGUUUCUUUCUGCCACAUGGGACACGCAUCUACAAUCGCUUGUUGGAAUUUAUGCGCCGCGAGUACUGGAAUCGCGGCUAUGAAGAGGUGCUUACCCCGACCGUCUUCGAUUUUGCGCUGUGGGAGGCCAGCGGCCACGCGGCGAACUAUCGCGAGAACAUGUUCAGCUUCGAAGUCGAACAGAGAGCGUUCGGCCUCAAGCCCAUGAAUUGUCCUUCUCACUGUCUGAUCUAUGCGUCUCGUGUGCGAUCGCAUCGGGAGCUGCCGCUUCGCCUGGCCGACUUUGGUAUCCUGCAUCGCAACGAACUGAGCGGAACCCUGACUGGUCUCACUCGUGUUCGCAAGUUCGAGCAGGACGAUGCGCACAUAUUCUGUACGCCUGCACAGGUUGAAUCAGAAGUUCUCGGUUUCCUGAAAUUCCUCGAGCACGUCUACCAGAUAUUCGGCUUCAAAUUUGAGCUCGAGCUCUCUACGCGACCAGAAAAAUUCAUGGGCGACCCAGCGCUCUGGGACCGAGCGGAGUCCAUGCUUGCGCAGGCACUAUGUCAGUUCACAGGCAAACAACGCGACGAACCUGGCGGCUGGCGCCUGAAUCCCGGUGACGGUGCCUUCUAUGGCCCCAAAAUCGACAUCAAACUCUUCGAUGCGCUGCAGCGGCGACACCAGUGUGCUACCGUUCAACUGGAUUUUCAGUUGCCAAUUCGCUUUGAUCUUCGUUACACGGCUGCGGGUGCCAGCACUGAGGACGGCAACGCGGCUGCAAGCGGACCGGUACUGGCACCAGUCGCGGAGCGCAGCCUCGACACCACCGAUGCCACGCCCGAGGACGCCAAAGUCGUUCCCGCCUCGCACGACGUUCAUCGGCCCGUGAUGAUUCACCGCGCGAUUUUCGGCUCAUUCGAGCGCUUCAUCGCGAUCAUCACGGAGCACUAUGGAGGAAAAUGGCCGUUCUGGCUUUCACCGAGGCAGGUUGCUGUCCUGCCAGUGAGCGAUCGAUUUCUUCACUAUGCGCAGCAGGUGCACCAGCGUAUUCACGACGCAGGCUUCUUCGUGGACGUCGAUAGCUCCGAUCGCAAACUGGCGAAAAAGAUUCGGGAAGCACAACUUGCCCAGUAUAACUAUAUUCUUGUGGUCGGUGAAAAGGAGCAGGCCGACGGAACUGUGAAUGUGAGAACACGGGACAAUGAGGUUCACGGUGAGCGUACGAUUGAUCAAAUCAUUUCCGAGUUUCGCCAGUUGACAGAGCGAUUCCAAUAA